AUGUCCAAGAAGCGAAACGGCACGUGCCAAUACGGAAUUGACCCCGCGAUUGUGUGGCGGCGAUUGGGUGCCACAGGAAACACCAUUAUCCACACACUGACGUCGCAGGGCGCCCUCUAUCAGCUGCGCGUUGAUCUAGAGGAUUUCGAAGGCAACUGGGUCUUCGCUUUGUACGACAGUUUUGUACUCGAGUCUGAAGACAAUUACUUCCAACUGGUCCUGGGACAGUACAGCGGAGAUGCAGGUGACAGUCUGUCACACCACAGCGGCAAGAAUUUUUCUACGUAUGACAGGGACCUGGACAGUUACGAUGGAAACUGUGCCAGUAGUUACAAGGGCGGCUGGUGGUACGGUGCGUGCCACUCCUCCAACCUAAAUGGACUCUACUUGGCAGGAAACCACACGUCAUACGCAAACGGCGUAGACUGGAGCGCGUGGCGCGGCUACCACUACUCCGCUAAGACAAGCGUAAUGAAGAUUGGAAGAAAAGUGAAUUUUGUUCCUUAAACAGACUCUGUUGAAUUUGUUGCCACAUUAAAGGCGGCUCCACACCAUGCGAGUGCCUCGUACGAGAAUUAAAGUUUGUUUUGUUUAACGACACCACUAGAGCACAUUGAUUAAUUAAUCAUCGACUAUUGGAUAUCAAACAUUUGGUAAUUCUGACACGUAGUCAUUAGAGGAAGCCGGCUACAUUUUUCCAUUAGUAGCAAGGGAUCUUUUAUAUGCGCCAUCCCACAGGCAGGAUAGCAAAUACCACGGCCUUUGAUAUACCAGUUGUGUACUGGCUGGGGUGAGCAAUAACCUGAUGGGCCCACUGGAGGUAAUCGAUCCUGACCGCACAUCAAGCGAACGCUUCACCAUUGGGCCCCCCGUACGAGAAAUGUGACGGAAAUAGCCGACUGACAAGACAAACAUCGCAAUUUCAUCGGUGGUUACAAUAUCGGCUAUUCGUGCGGCUAUUCUCGUUUGAGGCAAUCGUCUUUAAAAAAAAGUUAAAAGUCUGUUUUGUUUAACGAUACCACUAGAGCACAUAGAUUUACUAAUUAUCGGCUAUUGCGUGUCAAAUAUUUGUCAAUUCUGACAUAGUCUUAGAAAGGGUUUAAGCUAGGCUUAAGCUUAGGGUUAGGGUUAAGGUUAGGCUUGAAGUUAGGGUUAAGAUUAGGCUUGGAGUUGUGGUUGGACAUGUGCAACAUUUCAAUCGAAUAUAAUGCACUCGCCCUUAAUUUAUUUAACAUUUUCAUUCAAUCAUUUAUAGUAUAUCGAAUUAAGGUUCAAACAUGCUGUUCUGGGCACACACUUAAGCUAUCUGGGUUUUCUAUCCAGUACAGUGAGUUAGUUGUUAGUGGUUAGUGAGAGAGAAGAUUGUGUAGUGGUCUUACACCUACCCAUUAAGUCGUUAAACUCGUUUAGGGUGGGAGCCGGUACCGGGCUGCGAACCCAGUACCUACACACCUUUAUGUCCGAUGGCUUAACCACAUCAGCAUCUAGGCCGGUAUAACCCACUUGUUAUGGU
Gigantopelta aegis is the source of this 1513-nucleotide messenger RNA. RefSeq names its product techylectin-5A-like. The record is from RefSeq and is a predicted model, not a curated record. Lineage: Eukaryota; Metazoa; Mollusca; Gastropoda; Neomphalida; Peltospiridae. Bases 1 to 507 code for a protein of 168 amino acids. The transcript has 4 exons.